This is a messenger RNA of Cuscuta campestris, 3138 nucleotides long. Lineage: Eukaryota; Viridiplantae; Streptophyta; Magnoliopsida; Solanales; Convolvulaceae. The record is from the annotation of a GenBank genome assembly.
CCGAGAACAAUUUUUUUGGGGUUUUGGCCACCGGCCAGGCAUGGGGACACAUGGAGAAACUAGGACUAGUGGCGAAGAAAAAUCCAGUCAUGCCUCUUCUCCAUUAUUCCCCCAACUUAGAAAACCCAACAUUUCAAUUCAAACUUUGUGGUCAAUAUCAUACUACUCCUCCUCCUCUCAUAUUUACCAGAUUAAAUACUCCCUUUUCAUCAUAUAAUUAAUAUCUUUGCAAUAUAAUUGAUCAAGAAGAAAGAAGUAUCUAUCUAUCUAUCUAUUUAUCCAAUAAAAAUGGUGGGAUGCUUCAUACCAUUGAAUGGGAGGAACUUGGAUCUGAGCUUCUUUGUAUUGAGGCCAACAAUAGUAAUAGUUGAUGAUCUUCUCCACUCUCUCAAGCACUUCUCCUCCACCACUCACACCACCCUUGGCUGUAUCCACUCUUCUCUUUUUAGAAGCAUCCAUGGCAAUCUUAUUGUAUGGUAUGGAGCAUGGAUAAAGAGGUCAUGUGAAAAUGGGAGAGAUUUGCUCAAUGCCUCUCUUCUUCCAAUGUUAAGCAAUAAUGUUUCCAGCAUGGCCAAAGUCAUAGAAUAUGGGUUCUAUGACGCAUACGCCGGGCAAACAAGGGACGGAACCCCCGCGGCGAAGUUCUACGCAGGAGACAUCGUCUCCCUCCAUGCCCUCUCCUUCUCAUCAGCCCGCGGCGGCGAACACGACAUCAUUAACACUCUCAUGAACAACUUCUCCUACGCAUGCCUUGCCAUUUUUAAAGACAGGUUCCUGAAAAUGGAUGGUGCGAAAGCGGGGGUGUGCCUGAAGUCGGAGAGAAUGCGCAAGGUUUGCGGGGUGCUGGUGUGGAGAUCAUUGCAGAGCUGUUACUCCUUCAUCCUCAAUGAAGACUAUAGAACCAGUGUUUUGCCAUACCUUGAUGAUGGCAGCCUCUCUCUUGACAUCAAAUAUGAUAUCUUUAGGGUUGUUUACGUCAGUGGUGGGGAUAAUGCUUUGAACAAUCCUUUUUACCCUCCACCCAAGAUGAUCGCCGGAGAUCAGCAAACUGCUGCCGUGGCGCCGGAGGUUGUUCAAGAUUCCCACAGUUCCACUGAGUUGCUAAGCUCUGUUGCUAAGCUCCAAGCAAUCGACUCCUUAUCUUCGAAUUUCUCUCGCGCACCAUUACGUUUCCCAAUUCUUCUCUCCAUCUUCAAUUUCGAUCCUAGGGAUUUUCGUCUACAAAGAAGCUGAAUCGUCAAUUACAUCACGUUAUUCCGUCCAGAGGCUAGAGAUGGACUCAAUAUGUUGACAACUCUGAGAAGAAAAGCCACGGUCUCUCUAUCAAAGCGAUUGUCACCUCCGACCUCUUGUACGAUCUCGUCGACGGCGGAGAAGCCGUUUUCACUGACUCAAUGCGAAGCUCAGCACCGUAGAAGACCUUGAACGGGCUCUGGAUCUUCUUUCGGAGCUCCGGAAUCAGUGUGAUGAUCUCGACCGAAGUCUCUCGAAUCUGAACAAGCAGCUUAAGACAUAUCUAUUCGGCUACGCUUCACAAUCGGGACAGAUCAAUGGUCUCCUCGAUGACAUUAAUCACCGAUUGAAGGAUCUCCAGUCUUCUUCCUCUAGUACUGCAACUUCUUCAUCCGAUGGAGAUCCGAAUAAGAUUUGGGGGGAGGAGUUACCGGCACUCUCAUCUGCCACGUUGUCUCCUUGCACCUCUCUAUCCUUGGCCUCAAUAGGCUUCGUCCCGGUCCAUCUCUCCGCAAUCUCACUGUCAAUUCUGAAUCCGAGGCAAAACUACACCGUCUGAGGUCUCUUCUCCCUCGCACUCCACCAGGAUCAGAUCCACCUUCACCGGCAGCAACACCUUCAUCAUCUCACUAUCUUCGUUGCCGUCAGAUUCCUUUGCCUUUUUAUCUCUCUAAUUCAGGUCAUGUUCAUUAUGUUGUGCUCCAUAGAAUGCAAAUCAGAUUCAUCAUUAUCAAAUGCAAAAUUGUAAUUCUUGCAUUUGAGUUUCUGUCUUCCAUUAAUUCAGUUUUAUGACAUGAAUAUCAUUGUCAAUCUGAUUUCAUCCUCAUCAGAUUUCAUCAGAGAUUGAAUAAAUUCAAAACAUAUUCUUCAUUUUUGACUUUGCCAUCUCUGUUUCAUCUUCAUCAUAACUGAUCCUUAUUGAUCCCCUGUUCAUUAUAUUGGUUCUCAGAUUGAGUAUCCAAUUUCAUUCUCAUUCUCAUGAGUCAUGAUUGAAAUGUUUCGUUCAAUCAUUUUCCUUCACUUUUGAAAUUCAUAAGUUUCAUCAUUAUUCAAUUUCACUCAUUCAGUUUGAUUGAGCUUCACUCGUAUCGUUUUGAUCGAGUUUCCCCUUCAUCAUCAUCCGAUUUUCGGUUGAUUUCAUCAAUUGCUUUUGUCAAUUGGUUUCAUUUCAUCAUUUGAUGUUUUCAUUUGAAUUCAUCAAUUGAUUUGUCAUCUCAUCUUCAUCAUCGGUUGUGUAUGGUUUACUUUUCUGUUCAUUCUAGAGAACCAUGGCAGCCAUCACUAUCACCUCUUGUCUUCAAAUUUUAUCUCUGGACAUGGGAAUGAUGUUAUCUACAGUCAAAAGCAUUGCUUUUCCCAUUCAAUAGAGAGUUGUGUCUCUCAACUUCAGAAUCAAGGGAUUUUUUUGGGUUGCCAAGCCUGAAAUUAUGGAGAAAAUUCUCUCCACUGUUAUGUAGCUUGCAAACCCGAUGUUAAUGAAGAGAUGAUUUGCGAUAUCAAAUGAUUCAGGUUGCUGUAAGUUGGCCUCUCAAUGUCUAGGGACUGCCUACAGAUGUCAUAUAUUGCCUCAUUGUCUAAAAAUACAUUUGUGUGUUCUAAGAGGGAAUGUGUGGAAAAGACACUAUUGUAUGGCUCAACAACAGCAGUUGAUACCUAAGGAGAUGGAUAUAUGGCAAAUCCAAGUUUUGGAUUUCUUUCACAAUCUACUGACAAAUACUGCAAAAGCAAGGAUCCUAAACGAGAAGCUUAUUGUUUAUGCCUCUUCCACUGUCAAUGGACUUUCAUCUACAUACACAUCAAAGUCACAUCAAAGUCAACAGAGAUUUGAUUCAGUUGCAAGUUGAAGUUGUUCCCACCUUCAACUUGAGGGGGGGGGUGUUGGUGUAAUCAACCAUUUAGCAUGAU